AUGGAUGCGCCUCAAUCGCCACUUAUCGCUCUUCACAACCACCGUAAAACACUUCCCCCUCCACUACUUCCUGUCAACCCAGGCGCACGCUUCGACCGCGAAACACAUUCACUUCUUGCCAGUGCCUCGCUCGCUCUCACUCCUCCUCCCGCGACUUUCCCCUACAACCACAAGGCGCGCGCCUCUUGCACGACAACGCCCCCCCUCGACCUCACUCUUCCUGUCCCAAGGAGCCCUACCGCUGCGGCCUAUACCGAUGUCACACGCCGAGGCUCCUUCCCCAGAAAAUUCAAGAGCCUUCGGGAAAAGAAUGGCAGCGAGCGUCGUAGCAAGUCCUCGGAACCUGGCCAAAGGGUGCGCCCUCUUUCCACCGAAGCCUUCCUAUCACUCUUCAAGCCUGAUUCCUCCAAACAUGCUGCAAAGUCCGAGGAGGAGAAGGAGAGCGCAAAGAUCGACGAUGUGCUGGCCCAGCUCGAGGACUCAAACAUGCACCACAUCCCAAGAGAACAUGUGCGGUUUGCUCUCUCUUCGCAGUAUGCCGAGGGCAGUGUGUCAAAGGCCGUCGAGGUCCUCAAGCUUCAGCAGCAGGCCUUCUCAGGCAUCAUCCUACCAUACCAGCCCAAUGUUGCCAUGGUAGGCGCUGAGAACAGGUGCAACGUCACUUGUUACUUGGACUCGUUACUGUUCGCCAUGUUUGCCAAGCUCGAGGCUUUCGAAUGCAUGCUGAAGAACGAUUCCAAAGAGCAAACUCAACAGCAGUUGGCUGCGUUGUUGCGACUGUAUGUCAACAUGUUGCGGAGCGGGAAAAUGAUCCAUGCAGAUCUGGUUAGUAUUGUCACGGAAUGGCGACUGUUCACAUGCGACAUUGUAGCUGAUGCCGUCCAGAUUGAACGCAUCCAGAAUGCUUUGGCAGCCUGCGGAUGGAAGGAUGCCCAGCUGCUUGAACAGCAGGACACCUCGGAGGCCUUCGCUUUUAUCACCGAGACCUUGCAACUACCCCUUCUCACGCUCCAGGUUGACUUGUUCCAUCAAGGCAAGCACGACGACGACGAUCACAAGGUCGUGUAUGAGCGUCUGCUCAACCUUGCUGUCCCUCCCGACCCUGAAGGGAAAGGAAUCAAAUUGGAGGACUGUCUAGAAGACUACUUCAAUACAAGGGUCGACGUUUCACGAGACAGCCUCGACGAGAAGCCUGCAGACGCGCUUGCCGAGCACCACGAGAAUAUACUGCAUCUCGUUAGUAGGGCAGAAGACCCUGAAGCUGCUGACCAUCUCGGCCCCCCACCUCCGCGAAGACGCUGGACCUUGGCUGAACCUGCAUCGGAGAGCUCGUCCUCGGAGCAUCGACCAGCGAACCGACACCGGUCCACGAGCAUUAUCCAGCGGAUUGUUAUAGAUGAAGAAGGCAAAAAGGGCCACGUUGAAGAGGAUCCUGCAACUCUGCUCCAGAAAGUGAAACGUCAAGGCUCCACAGUUGUCAAGGCAGUCACAAUACCUGCCUGGCAGUUCUUCAAGCUGAUCCCGUGGCACUCUACAUCGCAUAGCGAGCCCCGGAGCGACGUCGAGGUUGUGAGGCAUCUGAACCAAAAGCCAGUGGUCGGUAUAUGUCUCAAACGAUACAUGAUGACCGAGUCUGGCCAGCCAAAGAGACAUAACACCUUCAUCGAUAUCCCUGACAGCUUGCGGCUCCCGCAUUUCAUGAUGGUUGACGACCUGAAGAUCAACGAGUCAAACGAGCUCAACACAGAGUACAAACUCGUCCUUCAAUCUGUCGUAUGCCAUAGAGGAGAUUCGCUACACAGUGGGCACUACAUUGCAUUUGCGAGAGUGAAUCCGAAGCUCUUGACGGAUAAUAGGAGACAUCAAGCUGACCCGCCCCCCGAUUACGAGGAUGCGCAAUGGGUCAAGUUUGACGAUCUAAUGGUGGAGCAGAGAGUCACCUUCGUAGAUGAUAUCCGGCAGGCCCUGAAGGAGGAAAUGCCAUACUUGUUGUUCUACCAAAUCUUGCCUAUGGUAGACAUAACAACGACGUCGACCGAAGACGACAAUGAUAACGAGCCCCCGUCAUACGAUGAUUCGACACUCCAUGUCAAUGGGGCACAGUCGCCAAUACCAGAUUCGGAAUCCCGAGCCCUGUCUCGGCGUACUAGCGGCUACUUCGAUAACACAGCGCUGACAAACUCGACUGUACCCAGUGUUCGCUUCUCGGCCGAACUGGAGCGACCAUCUCGAUUGAGCGUCGACGAGGAGCCGUACGCAGCAGCGACGCAUCUGAAAGCGGGUACCUCGAGAAGAGGCAGCCUGGCAGUCUCCGAGCCGUACGGUAUUAGCCCUGCCGUCACUCCGGAGUCACGGUCGCCGGCACUCACGCCCAGCGAGGAGACCACAGCGCAGAGGCUGUCCAGAGCUGCCGCCAAGUUUGCCAAGCCCAACAACAGGAGCCGCCCAGGCAGUCAAGCCGGCGAAGGCCGCAUAAGCCUGACCAUGUCUCGCAUUGGUGGCCUUAUGCGCUCAAGCAAGGAUCCACUGCGCGUGUCUGAAGAUGGCGCGGAGACCAUCGCGACCAUCGCGACCACGGCGACCGAUGUGUCCAAUGCGCCCAUCACAGCGGUGGCGUCUGAGCCACUCUUGUCCGCCAUGGCGGACGAGAAGGAGGAGAAGCACCACCAUCAUCACUACCACCGCCCGCAUCGGAGUAAGGGCAAGAACCGUACUGGGGACAAGACCAAGGAGAAAGACAAGGCCGGCGUGCCGGAGCGAGAGUGCGUGGUUAUGUAG
Thyridium curvatum is the source of this 2778-nucleotide messenger RNA. RefSeq lists its product as uncharacterized. The transcript is spliced from 6 exons. The coding region runs from base 1 to 2778 and encodes 925 amino acids. The record is from RefSeq and is a predicted model, not a curated record. Gene Ontology annotation, cellular component: nucleus; cytosol. Lineage: Eukaryota; Fungi; Ascomycota; Sordariomycetes; Thyridiales; Thyridiaceae. Gene Ontology annotation, biological process: protein deubiquitination. Gene Ontology annotation, molecular function: cysteine-type endopeptidase activity; cysteine-type deubiquitinase activity.